UGAAUCGGGCGUACACAACGUCCGUCAAAAAGGCGACGCCGGUCGGCGGUCGAAACCCUCUCCCAAAGAAAACGUUUCCUUUUCAUUCCCCUCUUGCCUCUUCUCGGCCGCCGCCGGCUCCCGUUUCAAUUCCUUCCUUUUCCUCUCUCUCCCUCUCUCUCUCUCUCUCUCUCUCACGUGCCGUCGCCGGCCUCCGACGCGUCCGCCGGCGGAGCGUAGAUCUCCUCAUCCCGCGAUGGAAGACGACGACGAUACCCAGUCACCGUCCCGCUCGCAGUCCCAAUCCGUCUCCCGAUCGUUGUCGCCGCCAUCGUCGCCACCCCCAGUCUCCGUUGUGUCCCCCUCCCCUGGCCCCUCGCCCCAUCACCACCACAACGGCCAAGUAGCCGAGGCCGUCACCGUCGCGGCCCCGCCCCACCAUGCCCUUCCCCUCGCCCUCCCCAUCCAGCAGCCGCGCCCAUCCCCCGCGGCCGGAGGAGGCGGGGGCGGUGGGCGGGAGGACUGCUGGAGCGAGGGCGCCACCUCCAUCCUGAUCGACGCGUGGGGGGAGCGUUUCCUGGAGCUCAGCCGCGGCAAUCUCAAGCAGAAACACUGGCAGGAGGUGGCCGACGCCAUCACCAGCCGCGAUGGCUAUACCAAGGCCCCCAAGACCGACGUCCAGUGCAAGAACCGCAUCGACACCCUCAAGAAGAAGUACAAAAUCGAGAAGUCCAAGGUCUCCGCCACCGGCGGCGGCGCCACCUCCUCCUGGCCCUUCUUCCACCGCCUCGAUCUCCUCCUCGGCCCCAACCACAAGCCCGCGCCGCUGCCCCCCGGCAGCGAUAUCCCCGCCGGCAUCCCCAUCCGUCCCCCGGCCCGCCUCCCUCAGCUGAUCCCGCAGCGGCCGCGAACCAGCCAACCGGCCCGCAAGAAGGCGAGGUCAUCGCCUCCCUCCGUGUCUUCCAAGUCAGCGGACUCGUCCGGGGACUCCUCAGACGGGUUCCCACCGCCGCCACCAAGGGCAGCCAACGGCAAGAGGCAGCGGCGAGAGCCAGAGGAGGAGGAGGUGGGGGGAGGGAGGAUGGCGGGGCUGCGGGAACUAACGCAGGCAAUACUGCGUUUCGGACAGGUGUACGAGCGGGUAGAGAGCUCGAAGCUGCGGCAGGCGCUGGAGAUAGAGAAGCAGCGGAUGGAGUUCACGAGGGAGCUCGAGUUGCAGAGGAUGGAGUUCUUGAUGAAGACGCAGAUGGAGCUCUCGCAGCUCAACAGCAAUCACCACCACCAUGGAAGUAACAGUAGGAAGAAGAAGAGGCUGGAUGAUGCUGGCGGUAGCAGCAGCAACCACCGCUACCGCAACAAUAGCAGCAACAGCAAUAACACUGAGAACAAUGGCUAAAGCAAGGCUAGGAUGAACACAAGUCAUUAGAAGUGUCUCUUUGCUAGUUACUAGGACAACUAAAUCUGUAGUCAUCUCUGUCUAUAUAUUAUCCUUAUCCUGCCUCAGGUAUAUUCUUUUCAAAUGUUAUGAACUCCAAUAUGUAAUGGUGAUCUUUUCUAUGACUAUGAUGUCUCUAACAA
This is a messenger RNA of Musa acuminata AAA Group (dessert banana), 1557 nucleotides long. Its product is annotated as trihelix transcription factor ENAP2. Gene Ontology annotation, molecular function: transcription cis-regulatory region binding. Gene Ontology annotation, cellular component: nucleus. The transcript has a single exon. Bases 236 to 1375 code for a protein of 379 amino acids. The record is from RefSeq and is a predicted model, not a curated record. Lineage: Eukaryota; Viridiplantae; Streptophyta; Magnoliopsida; Zingiberales; Musaceae.